Molecule: messenger RNA, 5115 nt
Organism: Pocillopora meandrina
Lineage: Eukaryota; Metazoa; Cnidaria; Anthozoa; Scleractinia; Pocilloporidae
Source: the annotation of a GenBank genome assembly
UUGUAGUCUUGAGUGGCUUGUAAACGUCUCGCUCUUCGGGAAUGAUAGCACACUCAUAAAUGAAUAGCAAAUUUACCCCCUCAUUACCGUCGAUCGGAGUGGAAAAGACAGAGAAAAGCAAAGACUGCGCGUCCAGGGAUAAUUAAACGCGUUUAUGGCGAGUUUUGUGCGGCCAGAUGAAGCGCCAAAGCCUCAACCGCGUUUAUCGAAAUGGGAGAAAGCAGAUAUUCGAACUGAACGACGUUCCCGAGCGAGUAAACAUGAACUUAUGCGCGAAAAUAUUGCCGACAAACUUCGAUGUCCGCUUUGUUUCUGCCUUCCUUGUGUGGUUAUCGUCUUUAUCUUACUCAUACUCAUCGGAAUCUACGUUGUGCGGCCCUAUGUUCAAGGUAAAGUUUUUAGUUUGUCUCAAGUUUUGAGUUCAGCCUGCGGAACUGUUUGUCGUCUGACAGCUUGUCGAUUUCAGAAUCGUAAACAUUAUUGUAAUUUGCAAGGUAGGUAAGCAAGCUAUAAUGAAAGCCGUGUAAAUGUAAAUCUACCGAAGGGUCCUCACUUUUGUUUGCUACAGGAUUAGUGAAGUGGUUUCUUAAACAACUAGACUUUUUUUGGUAGUUUUUGCGUUACUUCACACGUGCACUUGAGUUAUUGCUAAAUCGUCGCUCAUUAACCUCUACGAAUGUUACAUAGAGAUCGGCUUUUGUGUUCACGGUUCACAUCUGUUGCAGGAAAAAAUAGUAUAGUUUGCAGGCACUGAUCCAAGCAGUUCUUGCAAUAAAUGAAUAGAAUAUUAUGUGUUUGGAAAGCGAAAUCUUUUGAGGACAUCAAUUUGAGAGGUUUCCAUGCUAUUCCCGAUUUCAGUGCGUUUGUUCCGCUAGACUGUACUUGUUGUACGCUAUAAUGAUCUCAGAAUUCUUUCAGUUCUGUUUACCGCUUCGACAUUAGUCUGUACUUGUACAAUGUCGUUUGUUACGGUAGUUUUAUGCCGUGAUCCCUUGAAGUUUCCUCAUGCGUUUGUCAUGUGCUUGUCACCUCUACGAUGUGGACGACAAUUCCUCUGUCGUCCGAGUCUUCUACAGCCUUGGGAAUAAAAAGACCUCGAUUGUGUAAGCUUUUCCGGCACUUGGCCGAUAUUAAAGCUUUGAAACCGCAUUAUUCUGCUAUCUGACAGAAUAAACAACAAAAUUAUUCAGCUGAACAAUACUAUCUCUACUAGUUUAAUAUCAUGAUAGUCUAGUCUAACAACUUAGGAACAUUUUCAAGUACUUGCUCCUUUGCGUAGGUAUUCAGCAUUUGUGUCGGUGUAUUGCAAAAGCCGUCAAAUUGACGCCUACUUAGUGAAUUUCAAUCUACACUGAGCCUCCCUCCUGUCCCAAAACAAUAUGAUAAUCGUAGAGAACCCGUUCUGGGGGUCCACUGUGUGCCUCUCCACCCCCUUGUCGUUUUUUUCGCUCCCUAGAGACCCUUUACUCCUUGGCGACCCAUUCUUGGUGAUCGAGUCAGAAAUGUUACUUUAAUUUUAUUCCUAAGGUUUUAACACAUCUCUGUUUCGACUCUCAAUCAGGCAGAGGAUUAGUUUCUACCGAUUGCGUGGUAACUCAUGUAGAGUUUUUUCAAGAGGGUUCCUGUAGUCACCGAACAGAGAAAUUCGGCCCCUGCGUCAAAAUUUUCGUAAGUAUUUGGUAUAUCGCAAGAUAGGAUAGUGUUUAUGAAUGUUUUUAUUGAAAACCAUUCAAGGGGCUGCAUUACUCUUACCAGCGGAACACAGAAGAGGGGAAUUUGAGAAAAUCGAUGUAAAAAUUUAGCGUUACGUAAUUUGCGUGACAAGCUGGUGAACGAGUGCUAUUUUUUAUUACUCUUUAAAAAUUCCCCUGAUACUCUAGUUAAAGGUGUAGGCGCUGCCCGUUGUCUUUGAUCAACGGCGAAGGCGAACUAGAUCCAUCACUUGAAAUCGAGGCAAGGUGAUAAAAUUCCAUCGAAAAAAAUUAAUUUUCACGGAAUUUGUUGGGCUUUUCUUGAGCUUCUUUGUUAGGCUCCUGAGAGAAAUGCUUCUUAAAAUAAUUCAGAUUACUUAUGAUGUGCCGCGAAUCUUUUCAGGUGAUGUACGAUGUUGGCCAAACAGCAAAGUUUGAAGCGAUUCUCAUGGAAAACGAGCAAGCUUUAGUUUACUGCGAAAAGGUUGUAGAACUUGCGUUUUCUUAAAGAACUUUGAGUGCAAAAAUUCCCUUGAUACUCUAAUUGAAGGUGUAGAGUUUUCAGAUUUCCAUAAUUGAUAAGAGAAAUGGUCUGAAAUCUACCUGUUGAAAGCUUCCAUUCUGGGCAUAGGGGACAAAAAUGCGCCCACGAAACAACACAGUAAGCGAAGAGAGUGUCGCCUGGUAAGGAGUUCUCUGGACGUUAUUCCUCUCCAGACCUCUCCCAGAUCCCUUCGUGGUUUCUUUCCUUCCUAUUUCACAAAGUCAAGCCUGUUGACUGCUUAUUCCAUGUCAAGCUAAGGGGGGAGGGAGGGGGUAGAUUUUACAUGGAGCCAUCGAAGCGCUCUCAGUAAAUACUUCCAUCUUACCGUAGUACAGCUAGUAAAGGACCAGAAGCAGAAGAUGUCAUCUGAUUGGUCGAGAAAGUGUUACAAUUUUUGUUUAACCAAUGAUAGAGCGUAGUGAGGCAAAACUAGAGCCCUCAUUAUUAGCGCUGCAGGGCCUGCAGGGGUCCAGUACUAAAUAUCAGUCCGUUGCUCAUGGUCUCAUAAUUUCGAAGAAUCACUCGUGCCGAAGCGCCAAUAACGAUCGCCUGAAAACCAGAGCAGCAAUCUUGGAUAUUUUGACACUUUUGUCCCCUUCCUUGGAUGAUAAUUGAACUUGAUGCUCCGUUCUUUUCCUUUACAGUGUUCUUUUACGUUUGGUAACAGUGACCUGUUCGGAAGGUACAGCUCAUGUGCUUGGAACUCUGAUUUAACCAUGGACGACUGUGUGCCAACAUACAUGGAGCUGUACGGAACGGUGAGAUAUGGUUAAAGGGUUUGAUAUUGUUUGAACUGGCAUUAACUUGAUUCGAUCGAUUCAGUAAAGAAGAAAUGCUCGCGCUAAUCUCUACCUGAUCAUAAAACGACCAUCACCAAUGAUGAUGGCAUCAAAUUUCAGUUUGGGUGUAUUGGACAACCCUCCAAUUUUCAUGUGAAAAAAAGUUGACAAUAGUCGAAGAAAGCUUUCCAAAAGAUAUUUCGAAUAUAGCCUCGAGCAGAGAAGCUAACUGUUCACCCUUAACCUUUACCUCUUUUUCCAAUUUUUUUGCUCUUCCUUGAAAUCUUGACCAGUCCUUGAAAAGUAACACUAAAAUUGUUUCUGUUUUUCAGGUUAACAAUACAUUUUCUUGCUACUAUGAUCCUAAAAAUACGGAGGACGUAGCGCGCAUACUCAAGGUAGGGUUUCACAGCCACCCUCUCCCCAAUCCUCUCCCUUGUAGGAGUAAUUGUGCUUUCAGGGGCACCAUCCGAUUCAGAGGUAGUAAACACAGCAAUAAUCUGUAAAACCUCUUCACUUUCUGAAAAAGUUUAAUCAAUUGCUGUGGGAAUUACUUAAAAAGAAUUUCGUUUCGAGCGCCAGACCUUUGUGGGAGUCUCGAAGAGGGGCCAUUGCUGGAAAUCGUUAUUUACUUGAAGAUAUUGAUUUUACUGUUUUAAUCACGUAACCAACUGUGUGAUCUCAUUCAGAUCUCAAGCGCAGAAGCAGUGUGCCUGAUUCUAUUUCCACUUCUGUUUUUGCUGCUAUGGCUUUUGGCUAUUGUCUUCCUCGUCUAUGACAAUCAUCUCCGAAGGUAACGCUCCUUUUACUCUCUAGUUUGUUUACGUUCGUGCUUAAAUCGUUAAAUUUUUUCUCAUGUCGUCGAAGUGUUCAUGGAAUGCCGAUUUUGUUGAGAAUAUCAAGGAGUUUGCCGACAUGGUACAAGUACGGUUCGCGCGCUGGAAUCCGAACCGAGAGGUCUAGGUUCUAGCCCUGGUCGCUUCCCAGAGCCUCUUUCCACCCACGAGUAUAACAGUUUGGGGGAAUACUUCUCCACUCGAGAUACGAAUCUUCCUGGGACCCCCUCAAGAGGGGGGGGGGGGGUACUUGACUUAAGGGAAGAAGGGUACCAUGACUAGGAGCCAAGUCGUCCCAAUUAUUACGUAGUAAUGUUGUUUCCUCUCUCCACUGUAUACAGUGUCGUUGAUGAGCAGAUCAUCCAAGAGAACGUAAAAGCCAACAAGUAUCCUAACAGGGGUGGGGUAAGAAAUGGAGGGACUCUGCCGUUAAGCAAGCAAAAUGGUGGUUUAGACUUGGAUACUUCAACAAUUGGAAGCGUGGAGUCGACUGCGGUCAGCGCCAACGCAACACCACGCACGCGCCGAAGGAGAAAGAAGAAAAUGCCAUGCGCGAGGCAGCAUUAUCAGUUCGACUACCUUGAUGAAGGGAUUUUACUAGAAGAUAAGCCCCUGUCAUAUUCAACCGACCACCCCUAUAGUUACAGCUUUGUGACUGUAGACACUUCGCCUGUGUGUACAUGCAAUCACAACGGUUUUCUAGAGGCAGGGUUUGAUCGAUUGCCACAAAGAGAUUUAUACACAAGUUUCACACCAGCAUUUGGUACACCAAACCGAAGCUACCCUUCGCGUUACUCUGGUCGGCCAAGUUGGAGUUUACCAGAGUCCUUUGUAUGAUCCAACACUCUCGUCUCCGGAAGAGUGCUCGUUAGCUUCUGGUUAUUCCCAUUGUUAGCUAGACUACGAGUAUUCCCUCCUCCCCGCUUGAUCCCUUGCGCGAUUGAUUAGCAACUAUCCUGGCGGUGCGUGGACCUUAAGAUCCAAAACAAACCAACCAAAAGAGCACAAGGAAAAAGACAAAGUUCGUUUAAUAUUUGUCCGAACCUGCAGUUUUAUUUCGAAAUCGAUCAUCCUAGUGAUACGUAGAAAUCGAUAACCGUAUAUGCAACGUUUGGGAUAACGAGACUGCUAGAAAGAUGGCUGCAAAACGGCGACACUAAUGAAGAUGUCGAAAGAGUUUAAAUGACAAACUAUCUAGAAUACGUUUGAAACGGAAAACCCAUCAUCUAUUUUGACUAAAUGAGGGUAUUUAAGUGAGAAAAAAC